AUGCACGUGCGAGCGCUCGUGCUGAUGCAUGUUGUCGGCGGGAUCUGCGGGGACAACAUUCUGCUGUACCCGUACUCCGUGUUUUUUAACUCCCGAAUCAUGAACAUGGAGAAGCUUGCCCUCAUGCUGCGGGAUCACGGACACAACGUUACCAUACUGGUGGAGGCAGCGUAUCAGCCAACCCGACCACUCGCGGGGGUCCACCUGGAGAAAUUCACCGUCAAAAACACCCCGCUUGUCACUCGGAUCAAACAGCACUGGGAUUUCAAAGCGGCACUAGAGUUCGUGCACAUGUCCUUCCCGAAACAAAUCGCGUUCAUAGAAGAAGUCAGUUAUUCCGUGAGUGACAGUUUGCUUGGGGAUCGUGAAGUCAUGAACAGAAUCAAACACGGGAACUAUUCCCUCUUCAUCUACGACUGGAUUGAUUUGUUUGGACCAAUCCUUGUCCAAUAUCUCAACAUUCCGACCAUUAUCUACUCAAACUAUGGGUUCGAAAACUGCUGGUCAAUUUUUCAUAACCCGGUCAAUCCGGCAUAUAUCCCCGUUAUUCAAGAUGACCAUGGGUAUUCUGACGAAAUGUCCUUCUUCCAACGCCUGCAGAACGCUGUUCUCUUUUGGGUAACUGAAUAUUAUCUAAAUAUCGCCGCCACUAACAAAAUUGAAAACCUGAAGAGAAAGCAUUUCCCCGAUGUCGACUGGCCCCACGUCAGAUACGCUGGAGAAAAAGUGUCCCUUAUUAUCGCUGCCAACGUCCACUUCGCCUUCGACUAUCCACGCCCUGUUAUGCCGCACGUGAAACCAAUAUCCGGGCUCCUGCACACGGCCCCCCGCCCGCUGCCCGCACACCUAGAGGCCUUCAUGUCGUCUGCUGCAAACGGUGUCAUUUUGCUGAGCUGGGGUACUGCCAUGGCAACGCUGGAUAAAGACCAGGCAGAAAUACUAGCAAAGGUAUUUGCAAAACUCCCCCAGAAGGUAAUAUGGCGGUACAAGGGGCCCCGGCCGGCACACCUCGGCAACAACACCCUGCUGGUCGACUGGUUGCCACAGAACGACGUCUUGGCCCAUGUCAACACCAAGCUCUUCAUCACCCACUGUGGCGUCAGCAGUAGCUGGGAGACCAUGAUCCACGGGGUGCCCGUAGUGGCGGUGCCACUCUGGGGUGACCAGUAUCAUCAGGCGACCAAACUGGUCACCAGGGUGAAAAUGGGCGUUAAGAUCGAAUUCAAAAACCUAAAUGCUAAAGACUUCGAGGAUGCUAUUUUAAUUGUGUUGCAAAAUAGCGAGUAUAAGGAAAAUGCCAUGAAGAUAUCGGAGUUACUUCGUGACCAGGCAUUGCCUGCAAAGGAACAGUUUCUUUAUUGGGUUGAUUACGUCAUACGGCACAAGGGACCGCUUUUCUUUCGGUCACACGCCACCUAUCGUCUGGCGUGUUUGAGGCACUUCACUGCCCAGCUAGAAGUCUAG
Messenger RNA from Lingula anatina, 1464 nucleotides. Its product is annotated as UDP-glucuronosyltransferase 2C1. The record is from RefSeq and is a predicted model, not a curated record. Gene Ontology annotation, molecular function: UDP-glycosyltransferase activity. NCBI's taxonomy places the organism in Eukaryota, Metazoa, Brachiopoda, Lingulata, Lingulida, Lingulidae.